Messenger RNA from Amblyraja radiata (thorny skate), 715 nucleotides. RefSeq names its product HIG1 domain family member 1C-like. Bases 268 to 549 code for a protein of 93 amino acids. The record is from RefSeq and is a predicted model, not a curated record. The transcript is spliced from 4 exons. Gene Ontology annotation, biological process: mitochondrial respirasome assembly. NCBI's taxonomy places the organism in Eukaryota, Metazoa, Chordata, Chondrichthyes, Rajiformes, Rajidae. Gene Ontology annotation, cellular component: mitochondrion.
UACGUAAUGAACAGAAUUGUGAAAUAACCUUGCACCAUGGACUUCAGCUGUUACAUAGGAACAGCACAGGAAUAGGUCUUUCAGCCCACAAUGUGGGCGGUACGGUGGCGUAGCGGUAGAGCUACUGCCUUACAGCGCCAGAGACCCAUAUUCGAUCCUGCUACGAGUGCAUGUCUGUAUGGAGUAUCUACGUUCUCCCCGUGACCUGCGUGGAUUUUCUCCGAGAUCUUCGGUUUCCUCUCACUAUCCAAAGACGUACAGGAAACAAUGCCACCCUCAAAUAAUUCUUGGUCCUCAUCUCAGGAUGACAGCGAAGGUUCCAAGCUUCUGAGAAAGUCAAAAGAGUCACCGUUCAUUCCAAUAGGUAUCGCCGGAUGUCUUGCUAUUGUGGUGCUGGGUUUACAAAGACUGCGCAAAACAGACCAGAAGAUGUCGGUACAUCUCAUCCACAUGAGAGUGGCUGCUCAAGGCUUUGUGGUGGGAGCGAUUACGUUGGGUGUCGUCUACUCCAUGUACAAUGAUUACUUCAGGAAACCUCGACAGGGAUAGCAAUCCUUGGAAAAAGAGGACUUGUUUUCGAAUUGGAGUCAAGCCUCGACUUGCCGUGGAUUUCAGAAGCAUGGCACAUACCUCACGGCGAGGACUGGCGUGCACUGUGUUUCCAGCGCGUUGAAGCUUUCAGUAAAGCUUUCUUCCUCUGGUCUUCACGACCACA